Monopterus albus (swamp eel) is the source of this 5334-nucleotide messenger RNA. It is a transcript of the gene entrep1, whose product is annotated as family with sequence similarity 189 member A2. The record is from RefSeq and is a predicted model, not a curated record. Lineage: Eukaryota; Metazoa; Chordata; Actinopteri; Synbranchiformes; Synbranchidae. Gene Ontology annotation, cellular component: membrane.
AUGUCGCUCCCAGUUGUGCUGCCGGGGUCUUGUUGUCCGGUUACCGGGUCUUCCCAGCUCCCAGAGCCAUCUUACAGAAACAGACCCCGUGGCUUGCCCGCUUCUUCUGCGGUGUCUCGCGUGCUGCUGCCCGGGCGGCCGCUGCUGUCGCUGGGUUUGUUGCAGCUGCUGCUCGGCGGCUCCAUGGUGGCGCUGUCCUUUGGAGCUCUGUCCCUCAGCAACUCAGCCCUCAUCCGAAACUCCUGUCCUUUCUGGGCAGGUUCCUCGGUGAUUCUAUCAGGCAUUGUAGGCCUCACCACAUGGAGACGGCCCAUGCUUCUACUGGUCAAUGUGUUUGUCCUGCUGUCUGUGGUGUGUGUGCUCCUUAAUCUGGCUGGAUUCAUCCUGUGCUGCCAGGGAGCCCAGCUGGUUUCCAGUAUGACCAGCUGCAAACUGAGUGAGGAUGGGCAUAUAUGUUACUGCUGCUCCCUUUCUCCCAGCUCCAAAUGUACAGAGGAAAAGCUGCUGGAGCUCCACCCUGCCCACAACUGCAGCACCAUGAGGAUCCUGCUCAAGAAGGUGUUGUUUGCACUGUGUGCUCUCAAUGCUCUGACCACAGCUGUGUGCCUCAUGGCAGCUGCUCUGCGAUACCUGCAGAUCUUCACAUCAAGAACACCCUGCAUGGAUGAGCCCAGGGCCACAGCAGAAGAAAGGGAGGAGCCUGCUCAGGUCCCAGAUCCAGAUGAGUUUGUGGCCCCAGCCCCACCUCCCUCCUACUUCUCCACUUUCUGCUCAUACACACCACGCUUGGCUCGCCGGAUGCUUGGGGACAGUGUGAUCCCUCUACCUCAUAUCUAUGGGGCUCGGAUCAAAGGGGUUGAGGUCUUCUGUCCGUUAGAACCACCACCUCCAUAUGAGGCUGUUGCUGGAAGCUCUAACAAUGCAGUCAUAGAGGAGACAGAGAGUGCUCUGACAGCGCUGACUGUGAAUUCAACUACCACUCCACCAGGUGCCUCUGUUCAAGACGUGAGUCCUCCAAUAGUAUCUGUGUUGUCAGGGGUCAUUCCACAGGCAAAUCCCCAGCUCUGGCCUCCUCCUCAGCAGCAGCAACACAUUCCAGCACUGAGCUUCUGGAAGAAAGCAAGGAUCUGCCGCUCCAACAGUGACCCAGUGUUGAUGGACCUUGCUGCUAAAGUGUGGAGCAGCAGUGAUACUCCCCUCACUCCAUCUCCUCAGACCACAGAUUCUUCCACCCAGACCUCCCAGCCCACACUAACUGCCAACACACAGGGCCAGGUCACAUUGCGACAGGGCAACAACAUCAGUAGGACACCCCGCCGGCCCCGACCCUCCUCCAUGGUUGACUACCAGAGCUACAGGCAUACGCAGCAGCUGGUAAGGAAAAUCCUGGAGCAGCCAGCCUCCCAGGGUCUGGCCCCCGAGGUCCAAGAGCUGGUGGAUAGCAUACGAAAUGUCCUGCAGUCAGAUCAGGAGCACAUGAAGGAGGCUGUACGCUGUGCCAGUUACAUAGAACAGGUGUUCACUGACGCAGAGAUGGGUCCCAGUCAGCCUAAACAUUCCCAGCAGUGGCAGCCAGCUGGCAGCUCCUCCCAGACUUUGUCCUGGCCCCUCAGGAGAAGGUCAGGUCUGCUGCACCUGCAGAGCUGUGGGGACCUUAGCUCCUUCACCUUUGCAGCACUCGAGUCACUGGAAUAUCGAGGAAAUAGAAAAGUGGUGUCAAGGACAGGAUCUAGAUUAGCUUCAAGGACAGGGUCCCCGCUGGGUCACCCCGGUCGCCCUCACAGUCUGAUCGGAGUCUUUAAAGAGACAGUAAUUUGAGGAAAAGCCAGUGUUACUGGCAUAUGUUGCAUGGCAACUUAGCCACACGCUGGCCUAUCUUUUCCUAGAUUUUGAGGAAAAACCUUAUAACCACUGGACUGCAAAUCUAGCCACUGUGGAGGACCUGAGUGUGUGUAGAUGAGUGUGUAUGAGUGCAGGUUUAAGAAUAUUUUUGCUCUUCUAAUGCUGGUGUUUUUUGUUUUUGCGUGCGUGUGUGUGUCUGUGUGUGAAAUACAAAAAAACAUGGGCACCUUGUGCCAAAACAUAGUAACUUGCAUUCAAGGUUCUGGAUGCGUUCUAAACAUUUGCUGAGAUCUUAAGAUUGCAUUUGUGCCAGUCAUCUCAGUACAACUGUACAUGACAACAGUUCUUUUAAAUGUAUCUUGUUACUUUAUGGUCAGAUACUGAUAAAACCACUUCUUUUUUAUGGGUCUAUCAUUUCUUAAUAAUUUCUAAAAAGUUUCUUGGAAAGAAAUUUGGUACCAAUUUUAUUAAACUAAACUGAGAACAAGUAUACAAAUUGUAUUGCUAAUUUUCGUAUAUUUUAAAUUGUAUGCUUCUCUGUAGACAAAUUCAAAUUUUAUUCCACACACUUAUCUGAAAAUCACAAGCCAUUUGAAAAAAGUGUUCCAAUGCAAACCCACCACGGAAACAUGGUUCUGUAACAAACUGGACAGAAAAAGUUAGCACGGUUAAAUCAAAAGUCUGAUCAAGAGUCUGGACACCAUGCCUCUUUUGUGGGGCAGAGUGAGGUUAUAUAAAUAAGAAUGAUGCAGCACAGCUAACAUGAUAUCUCCCUCUGUUUUGGACACUGCCACUCACUGAAAGGUCAGCACUGUCAGGGCAGUGUUAUGAUUGCUCACUCGCAGGAGCGGGGUGAGCAAGCAGGCGGGACUCAGGAGGCAGACACACGGUUCUAACACAAGAUCUUAUUAGAAGCAAACAGCAGGUGAAUAGUGACAGUAUUUGAGAAGAGGUGCUGAGACUGGGGAUGAGUAGGCUCCUCAGGAAAGAGAAUUCACAGGAUGUCAUGAGGAGGGGAAGACCAGGGAGAGGAGUUGGGUGUUGCAGUUUGAGGCAGCAAGCUCUGGCAGCAGAGAGCACAGGUGGUAGUGGCUUAUGUUGACUGACCUGAGAGCAGAGGGGGAAGAUGCCAGCCAGGAGAGAUAAAGCAAGUGUUGCUGGAGAGCUCGGAGGGAGACGAACAGGGAUGGCGUGGCUAGGAGGCUGGAGAGACAUGAAGAGUUGCAGGAACAGAACGUAGUAGGGAGAGUCGAUAGGGAGAUCCAAAGUGUCGUGGAAGUAAUCCACAAUGUACUGGCACUGAAGGAGCAUCUGCCAGAAUCUUAAAUAGGAGGUUGGUGAUGAAGCAACUAGUCUUAGCUGUGUAACUCAGCACAGCUGUGUGCCACGCCCAAGACAGAGAGCCUGCAGAGAGGAGAGAGGGAGAGAGAAAGAACAAGGAGAGGCAGUUUGCAGAUGGCACAGAGUUGUACAUCAUUGUUACUUAGCAUCAUGAGAAAGCUCCAAAAAGAUUUAGUGUAAUUAGCCUCUGCAAAUUAAUUUUGGCACAUCCACUGAUUCCUCUGUUUAUAAAUGACCAUCUACUCAGUCCUCAGACAACUCCAGACAGUUGUGUGCUUACAGGGCUGGUUGUGCAUGUUAAAUUAAGUCUGAUUACUGUAAAUGUGGUUGAAUUACCUUGAACUACUAUUACUACUACUACUACUACUACAGUACUGCUACUAUUUAGUGCUUACCAGUGGAACUGUCUGUGGUUGUGUACUGUUUGUUUGUAUUGGUGACAGUAGUUGUAACUAUGUUUAUGGCUCAUUCUAGCUAUAGCUACAUAUCAUGAAACAUAUGGGGAACUUACACUGUUAUGUGUGUGAGAAGCUGUUUAACCAGAGCAGAGAUCCCGUGCAUGUACAGUUCAGAGACUAUACACACUAACGGUUGUUUUUCACAUGGACGUCCCCCUCCUUUACACAUCCAUGCGUACCCCACACAUUUCAGGAGAAAGAAACCCGUGACCCAGUGGAGCCGUGUGGCUCACUGGUGUGUUUCAGUAGUUUUUGAACAACAGUUCAGGUCUACAGCACAGCCCAAUAAGCUAAACCAGGGUCUCGAUUCACAGACAUUAUGAUGAAUACAGCAAGUGCAUUGUUGGUUUUAGUCUUUGUAUGUGAUUUCUGGGAAAUAACCAAACCACAGAAAAUCUGCAGCCUUAUCCUUUAACACCCCCCGUGAAUCAGCGUGUAGGAAAAUGACGUAAAGCCUUUCUCGCUGCCUUCUUACUAGCACCUUUACUGGCCUAAUACUACAGUAUGUGAAAACACUUCAGUUAAUGACAGCCUCCUCCUAAUUGCAACAGUCAUAGUUGCUGGAAAAUAUUUAAGCUGCAAUUAUACAUUUGCUGCUAGGGAAAUGUUAUGUACCUGACCUGGUUAUGUUCAUGUAUCAUGUCUGGCAUGCUUAUCAUCAGUGUGUUGUGUGUAUUGUUUGGGCCAUUCUGUUCCUGUCAUAACUAACAGAAUACAGGCAGGCUGUGUAGGAGUUGAUGCUAUGCUCAUGUCAGCAUUAAGGGUUGUGGAUGAUCCAAUUGAACUAUGCAGGCUUACAUCCAGCUGCAGUUCCAGGAUGCUAAUGUUCAUUUAAUCUGGUCACCAUGACCCACUGUCAUAAAAAAUGUCAUUAGGAUGUUAUGAUUGUGUGACUAAAGGUCUGAGAUGUCUGUAAGAUUACAUUUAAGCAGGAUGAGUGUGUUCAGAGUCAUCAUACGUUCUAACUGUCCAGACAGGAUAUCUUACUUCAUUCUGCCAGUGCCUGUCUGUGUCUUCAGUUGUCUCCCGGGAAAACUCGUUUGAUUUCUCUAACCUGCAUUUGUUCUGGGAACACAUCAGUGUGAAGUGACCUGCUCAUCAAUCUGUCUCAGUUCUUUCUCAUCAUGGUGUGUGUGAAAGUGCAGGGUUAUGGUGCCCUACCACCUUAAUUAUGGUAAAGUUAAAAUAUGCAGUUUAAGUCUUCAGAGAGCCAGAAAGUACCAAAGAAAAAUCCACCACAACAUGUAUGUAGUUGAAGUAAUUCAUUUAAUCACUGACCUUAUACUUGACACUUUUAAUCUUCUGAGUAUGUUGGUUCACACUGUGUGCAGAAAUUGAAUGUGUGUGAGCGUAAUUAUUUGUUUUUGCUGCAGAAAGCGGAGUCUUCCAAGGUGGUUUUAGAUAAGACAGAAGCAGUCUGGAUUCUCACAGGAACUGCUCAGGAUGUAAUGUGGAAAGCUGAAGGUCAAGAGGCUACACUGUAUGCUGAUGGUUUCUUAUGAAUGCUUUUUUUGUAAGUUCCCUGAGGAGACAAUAUGACUGUUAGGCACUGAGGCUGGAUAUGUCAGAGGGUACAUGAACUUCACUACAACUAUAUUUGUUGCUCACUCACUGAAAGUGCUGCUUCCCAUGUACAUGCAAUAAAUGAACCUGUUAAAUAGGUUUUCCAUUACAGCAGCUGUCUGUGUUUGUG